Messenger RNA from Cavia porcellus (domestic guinea pig), 16082 nucleotides. It is a transcript of the gene Znf280c, whose product is annotated as zinc finger protein 280C. The transcript has 19 exons. Gene Ontology annotation, biological process: regulation of DNA-templated transcription. The record is from RefSeq and is a predicted model, not a curated record. Gene Ontology annotation, molecular function: DNA-binding transcription factor activity, RNA polymerase II-specific; RNA polymerase II cis-regulatory region sequence-specific DNA binding. Bases 218 to 2452 code for a protein of 744 amino acids. Lineage: Eukaryota; Metazoa; Chordata; Mammalia; Rodentia; Caviidae.
GGGGUGGAGCCAGCGUCUACCCAGGAGGCAGCGCGUGGCAUAAAUACUCUGCCCUGCUAGCCGAGCUCAUUGCGCGCUGAAAAUCUUCGUGGCCGCCGGUAUUGCUCCGGCGGUCACCUAGUAUUUUCGCGCUCCUGCUUUUUCCCUUUUCUCCUUCUCCCGCUCUGAGCUGCAGUCAGGACGGGAACUGCUCUGCCCUGUCGGUGAUUACAACUUGAUGGAUGACAGCUCUUUUCAACAAACAACAGAUAAUUCAAAAAUGGCAGAACUCUUCAUGGAAUGUGAAGAAGAAGAGCUGGAACCAUGGCAGAAAAAAGUAGAAGAAAUGCAGGUGGAAGAUAAUGAUGAUGAUGAUGAUGAUGAGCUAAUCUUUGUUGGAGAAAUAUCGAGUUCAAAACCAGCCAUUUCAAAUAUUUUGAACAGAAGUAACACCAGCUCAUCUUCAUCUUCAAAGGGAAUAAAGAAUGAGUCUCUUGGUCCAGGAAUUUCUGAUAUGUUCAAACCUACAAGUCAGCAUUACAAAGACCCAAGAUCAAAUCCUGUGGCUGCCUUAUCUAGAUUUCGUCCUGAAUCUAGAUCUUCACAAAGUUCUGCUGUUGUUCAGGAUACAUCUAAAUCUGAUUUUUCGAAGAAUUCAUCACAAGUUGAAUUGGAUAAUUCUUCAGUCUCACUGUUUGGUUCAUCCCAGGAUACAAUACCACUGUCCACAGGCAUAGGAAAAAAAUUUUUGGAAGGUGUGGAUCAAACUUCAUUUGGAUUAAAACGUCCUUCUACUUCUAAAAUAAACAGUGUUAAUCAAAAAAAGCCAAAGACCAGUGAAAGUGUUUCUGAAAUAAAUCUCUCCUCUUCAUUGUCUUUAAAUAGUUCUUCAGUGGCAUCUUCCCAGGUUAUGGUAUCACCAGGUUCAAAUACCUCAUCUAUUGAACAGAAAACUGAAGAGCCUGACCUAAGAUCUUGUCCAAAGUGCAAUAUUCAAUUUAGUCUUUUGGAUCCUUUGAAAUACCACAUGAAGCGUUGUUGUCCAGACAUGUUAAAUAACUUUCCAGGAACUAUUAAAACAGAACUUUCAUCUGCUGAAGAUACAACUAAUACUGGUUCGGAGAAAGAAAAAUUGAUCAUGUUAGUUAGUGACUUUUAUUAUGGAAAGCAUGGCGGAACCUUGCAGGAAGAACCGAAGACUUAUACAACUUUUAAAUGCUUCAGUUGCUUGAAAGUUCUUAAAAAUAACAUUAGGUUCAUGAACCACAUGAAACACCACUUGGAACUUGAAAAGCAGAAUAGUGAGAGCUGGGAAAGCCACACCACCUGUCAACACUGCUACCGGCAGUAUCCCACACCCUUCCAGCUGCAGUGCCAUAUUGAGAGUACACACACUCCCCAUGAGUUUUCUACUAUUUGCAAAAUCUGUGAAUUAUCAUUUGAAACAGAGCAUAUUCUUUUACAACAUAUGAAGGACACUCAUAAACCUGGUGAAAUGCCCUAUAUUUGCCAGGUUUGCCAGUUUAGAUCAUCAACAUUUUCUGAUGUGGAAACUCAUUUUAGAACAUCGCAUGAAAACACUAAGAACUUGCUGUGUCCAUUUUGCCUCAAAGUUAGUAGAAUGGCAACCCCUUACAUGAAUCAUUACAUGAAGCAUCAGAAAAAGGGAAUUCAUCGUUGUUCAAAAUGCAGAUUGCAAUUUUUGACCUGCAAAGAGAAAACAGAUCACAAAACACAACAUCGUACCUUUGUGAAGCCUAAAGAACUAGAAGGAUUGCCUUCUGGAACAAAAGUUACUAUUCGAGCAUCAAUUGGACCACCUCAGUCAAAACCACCAAGUACACCUUCCAGUUCUGCUGCAAGCUCUUCUUCUCUUCAAGUCUUACCUCCAGAACCCGAAAAUACAACUGCCAAAAAUCUCACAAAAUCUUACGCAAACAAAGCUAAGACAACUAAGCUUCAGGCAACUGUGUCCACUGCUAAUAAACCCAACACAAGUAAACCGAGUGGAGGUGCAGCUAAAUGCAAAAAACUCUCUUACAAGCAAAAGAGACAGCGCAACAGGAAAAAUAAACUCAGCAUAGCUUUGAAGAACUUAAGAUGUCAUCGGGGAAUUUACAAGUGCAUUGAGUGUCGUACCAAAAUCAAAGAUUUUGCAAACCACUUUGCUAUAUUUAUCAACUGUAAUUUUUGCAAAUACAACACUAACUGUAACAAAGCCUUUGUAAAUCAUAUGGUCAGCUCUCAUACCACCCACCCAAAUAAAAAGUUUUAUAUUUUUAAGAAGCAAUCAGGAACUUCCAGGGGCAUUACUCUAGUGUGCCUUAACUGUGAUUUCCUAACUGAUUCUUCUGGCUUAGACCUCAUGGCUAAACAUUUAAGUCAACGUAAAACUCAUACUUGCCAAGUUGUAAUAGAGAAUGUUUCUGAAAGUACCUCAACUUCUGAACCCACUUCUCAGACUGCUUGUUGAAAUAGAUUCCUGCUCUAUGGAGCUCGUGCAACCUGGUGCAAGACAAGUUGGAAUUUCCUAAGUUCAAAGUUCUGAAGUGUUUUCUUACACAAAGGCAGUUUCCUAAGUUCAAAGUUCUGGAGUGUUUUCUCACAUGAAGGCGGUUAACAAAGUUCAUGAUACUAGGUCUUACUCAGCUCUUUCAGCUUUCAGAUGGCACGAGAAUCUUAUUCCACCUUAUCUUUGUGUCAGGAUAACAUAUCUUAACAUGUUUUUUUUUCUCCAGUUAGCUCUCUCCAAAAUUACCUUUUGUUGCUAUGGUCUUUUCUUGCUUUGCUUAAAAUAAUUUUUCUCUGCUGUACUUGCCUUCAGAAUAUUACAUUCCAAAUGACAUGGCUGUUCGUCUGUUACUGUCUGUUUUCUUAAUUUCUUAUGAGUCUUAUAUUUUUAGGUCAGGUAUCUGUUUUUCCCCUCAUUCCUUGUCUGUCAUUGUUCUAUUUUUCAUAUUUUUCAGAUGCAGAAGCAACACAGAAAUUUCAAAAAAUGUCCAGUGUACUCCUGGACAGUGUCCCCCUUCGAUGGACACAACUGAUGCCUGUUCUCUCUUUCCAAGGAAUGUGAAUUAUUUGACUGUGAAACCUCUUAUAGUUUGUGGCCUUAAGAAAUCAGAUCGUGGGAAGAGUCUCUUCCUAUCUGACUGGCCUCCCUUAAGGCUAAUGCUGAUUUGGCCAGAAAUGACCUCAAGGCCCACUAAAUUGAGCACAAAUUCUUUCUGGGGUCUUUUGGUUCUUGAUCUUAAGCUUAUGGGUUGAUUCUUACCAAGAAAAGCCCAUCAGAUAGAUCAGUGCUUCAACACCUGAGUUUUGAAGCCCAAUCAUUUUGGCUGCUGCCCUUUAAUCUUCCUCUAGUAUGCAUGCAGUCUAAGAAGUAUAAAAAUUCUGGGUAUGUAGGAUACCAAGAUUACUUUCAUGUUCUUGGAAAAACAAACUUUAUAAAAUUACAGUUCCAAAGUAACAGUUAUUUGUACUGUCAUUUAAAGUUUUAUUCAGUAUUAAUUCUAGGAGUUUUCAGUAAUACUAAUAAUAAAAUUUUUAAUUUUGAAAAAAUGUCAUUAAAUUCUGGUGGCUUGAGCUUAUGCUGUUUUUCAUCAGAUUUACAAAUGUCCAUUUUGUUGUCUAUUUUUGUACUGUUCUCUUUAAAGCUUUUGUUUCUUUUGUUUUUGUUGAGAACUAUAAGAAAUUUCUUUAAAAUUCUACACAAACUUCAUGUAGCUACCUACAGGUAGCUUCUUAAUUUAGUACUUGUUCAGAUUAUUAAUCAUUACUUAUUCUGUCUCUAUUGGAACUUCAUUAACAUCUUAGGGAUUGUGGUUUGAUUGACAUUAAAGAAUUGGCAAAAAAAUGUUUUUAAAGACCUUAACAUAAGUCUUAAAGUUACCUUUUUGUUCACCUAGUAAAUAAUAUCUUCUUAGCCAUUAAUGUAAUUCCUUUGGAUAAAGAUAAUAUAUUCAAAAAUAUUGGGACCAAAAAAUGCACUUGUUUCUUGCCCAUAUAUAUAGAUGUAUAUUUUUUUUAAUUUGGCGUUUGUUUAUUUUGGUUACACUGAAUAUAGAUUUACCGAACAGUUUUUGAUGUUACUUAUUUUUUUAAUAAAAUUUGUAUUGUUAAAGGCCUUGUGAAUUAUUUCUAAUAAAUAACUUCGCAUAAAAGCUAUAAUUUUAUCAUACAACUCAAAGCAUUACUUUGCUUUUCACUUGGAAGCCUGAUUGAUUGGCCUGCGCCCUGAGAACUUUUAUCUAUUGAAUGUAUCUUGUACUUUUUCCUUUUUACUCUAAAUUCAAAGUUUAGCUGAAUGUAGUGGUGCCAGCUUGUAAUCUCAGUUCUUGGGAAGCUAAUGCAGUAGGAUCACCGUAAGUUCGAGGCCAUUCUGGCCUACGUAGUGAGUUUAAGUUCUUCCUGAGCUAUAUAGUGAGACCCUGACUCAAAAAAAAAUCAAAAUCAAUUAAUCAAAUCAGAACUUCACAAAUGUACUUUGAGCAUUGAAAACCAGCUUCAGUGCUCACUUGUUCUAUAAUAUACUUCUUUACUUUAGAAUCAACAGUUAAAUCCACUAGUUUGAAUUUUCCAGACUGAUUUCUGCAAUAAAUGAUUUUCCAGAAUACCUAAAAAGUGGCUUGUUUUAUGGUAAUGGAGUUGGUGGUACUCUAAUGUUUAUUCUCAUAUUUGUCUCUUAAGAUGUUUUGUUGUCAUCUUUCCACUCAAUAUUUAAACUUUUAUUGUUAUAAAAUAUAACAUAAAAUUUGCCAUUUUACCCAUUUUCAAGUGUAUAACUUAACAUUAAUGGCUUCAUUUUGUUUGUUCAUUUGUUUUCCCCAUAAAUAGUAUCUUUGCAUUCUUCACAUUUCUGUUUUUUGAGACAGUAGCCAUGUAGCCCAGGCUGGGCUCCAACUCACAGCAAUCUUCCUGCCUCAGCCUUGCAAGCGCUGCGAUUAUAGGAGUCUGCCACCAUACCCAGCUGCUUUUUUGCAUUUUAAACAUAGAUUUUAUUUUUAUUUAUGAUGUUUUCACUGCCUCUCUCGUUGUUCAGAAAUGAUAAACAAGAGCUGAAUGUGGUGGCACAUAUCACACAAGGCUGAGGCAAGAUUGUGACUUUGAGAUUAUCCUGGGCAAUAUAGUGAAAGAUCAUACAAACCUAUAAUCCUAGUACUCCAGCAAUUGAGGCAGGAGGAUUGUGAGUUCAAGCCUAGUCUGGAGAAUUUAGCAAAAGACUGGGUAUGGUGAUGCAUGGAUAUAACUCCAGCACACAGAAGGCUAAAACAGAAAGAUUUUGGCAAGUUUUAGGCCAGUUUGAACUGCAUAGUGAGACAAUAUCGCAAAAAAAGGGCUAGGAUUAUAGCUUAAUGUGAAAGCCCUGGGUUCAAUCACAAAUUAAAAGAGAAAAACACAUUCUUGUUAUAUUAGUAUUUUAGGUAAGGCUGCAGUUUUAUGUUCUUUCAUAGGAUUGUAUUUCUACAGUAUGUAUCGGGGUUUUGUUUGUUUGAUGGGUUUUUUUUUUUUUUUUUAGACAAAAUCUACUAUGUAACCCAGGCUAGCCUUGAACUCACUACAUAGCCCAGGCUGGUCUCGAUCUCAUGGUAAUCCCUCCUGCCUUACCCUCCAGAGUGCUGGGAUUACAGGCAUGUGCCACCAUGCUCAGCAUGUAUUGGAUUAUUUUUCUAUGACUAUGCUACACUAAAAGUUCUAUCAGUGAUGCUGAGCCUGUGGCAUGCAUGCCACAACCAGCUGUUUAUCAUAGAAAGCUCCAGAAGGUUUACCGUCACUGUUCUUUGUACUGUGGUGUCAUUUUUGUUUUACAGUGUUUAAAACAUUUCAGGUAGUCAGUAUUAGGCUGUGUUAUUUUUUUAAUUUUUUUUUAAGAAGCACAAAUUUCAAAGCAAGACCACCAGAGCUCUUCACUUAUCAUAUUGUGUCUUGUUUUCUUCCAAAUAGUUGUCCAUAUCUUCACACACAGUGAAUACAUACUGAAAAAUAUAGUACUCAACUGAUCAGAACAGGAUGAUGAAGGUAUUUUAGGUCUUCAAGACCAGACAAUACAGGUGUCAACAAUGGCUGCCAUAGUGUCUCUCGUUCUCUUUGAAAUAGCUGUCCAUAUCUUUAAAUAUGUUGAAAUUAAAAGAAAAUAGACUAAUAGCACUUUAAACAGAAUAAUAGUAUUGCUAGGUUUUAUAUCAUGAUGCUACAGAAUUGCACUCGGUACCUUAGUGUGUCUUUUUCUUCAAAGUAUCUGUUCCUUACAUCAUGCAUUAUAUAAUCUGUACCCAUAAACUGUCUAGAAGUUCUACCCAUGCUUGAAUUUCUACAUGUAUACCUAUCCUUUCUGUAUUAUAGGGAGAAAAGCAGAUAAAAACAAGACAACAAAACAAAUUCCUAGAAAAACAUGAAGUGAAAAAACAAAACCACAAUACUAGAUGAUAUGCUUUCUCGUUAUUUUCAAUACAGUUGUCUAUCAUCAGGCAUAAUAUAAUUGAACAUAGCACUACAUAGCAAUAUUAAUAAAAACACAACAUUGGAGACAUUGUAGGACUUCAAAAUCAGUUAAUCAAACCAGAAUGAGUAUCAUAUUGCAUCUUGUCAUCUUCAGAGUAGUAGUUGCCUCUACUCUUAGAAUUGAUACUAUCAAGCAUACCAAAUUCAAAUAAAAUCAGUCAAGACAAAAUAGCAGUCUAACCAGAUUCAAAUUAGAUCAUUCAUAGUAAGACAAUGUAAGUAAUACAGGGCUUCAGUUUAAGUUAAUAGGGAAUUAAGGAUAGUUAUAUCCUGCUAUUUUUGGGAGAGCUGUCUGCCCUCAAAUCUAAUACAAGUAGACAAACUGGAACAGAAUAAAAUCAAACUAAACAGUGAUAAGACUAAUGUGGCUUUUAAAUACUGAUACACUAUUGCUAAUGUCCUCUGCCUUCUUUUUUUAAGACAAUUCCUCCACUUUCCCUUUCUCAGGUACUUUGUACAUUUGGGGUCCCACUAACUCCUUUAGUUUUUAGAUUGGGGGGAAACCCGCUAUCUACCUAAGUGGUACUGAACCUUUUUACCCCUGAGUGUGAUCUUGAGCUGUAUUCCUUUACCUACUAAAACCUCAGUUUUCCUUCUUUAUAGCUGAGUAGUUCUCCAUUGCACAAAAGUGUCGUGACUUUCUAACCUAUCUGCAGCUGCUGGACGAGCUGUCCCUAUUUCUCUCUGGUUCCAUAGAGCAUCGUUUUCUCAUCUUUGACUUUUGGUUUAUUAAUCAUUUUUCAGGUUGAUUAUAUUUCCUAUUCAGAGCAUUUCGAUGGACCCUAUCUCCUGAUCUGCUCUGCUUGUGUUUCUAUUUGUUAGUGUAUCAAGGCCAUCUAUGUUAGAAAUUAUAGCCAACUUUCUCUGCCUCAUCUCUGCUAUUUUAUUUUUCUAUUAUUUAUCCACUUUUCUCCUUCAUUCCACUGUCUGCCCCAUUCAUUGAGGCCUCUCUGCCACUGUUGCUGGAAUCCUGGUAUUUUUUUCUCUCUCUCUAGAAUGUCCUUCAGUAUUUUUUUUAGGGUUGGGAUGGUGGCCAUGAACUCCCACAGUUCCUCCUUGUCUUGGAAACAUCUUUUUUUCUCAAUUAAUUUUGAGAGUUUUUCAGGGUACGUCAAUCUGGGUUGGAAGUUGUUUUCUUUCGGGGUUUGGAAUACUUCAUUCCAAGCUCUUCUUGAAUUGAUAGUUUGUGUCAAGAAGUUUGUCGUGAUUUUGAUGAGUUUUCCUUUAUUGAUGAUCUGUCUCUUUUCUCUGACCACUUUUAAUAUUCUAUUCUAGUGAUGAAUUUCUGGGAUCUUGAUUAUUAUAUGUCUGGUGUAGAUCUGAUUUGGUUGUAGCUGUCUGGAAUUCUGUAUGCCUCAUUUAUCUGGAUAUCUUAUGCUUGGGAAGUUUUCCUUUUAGCCUUUGUAAUUCAUUUGUGGUUACUCCUGCUUUUUUGCUCACAUUUUUUAUUAUUAAGUUAUAGAUUCUCUUGUCAUCUUCUAGCCUUUGCAUUGUUACUUCUUGGUUCCCUGUUUUUAAGAGAUCUUUUGUUUCACAAUCACACAUUGCAAAUCUAUCUUCAAGUUUUUAAAGUCUAGUUUCAAGGAAUUUUGACAGCUUUCAAUGGAAUCUUGUCUCAUUUGAAUUAGAAGUUCAGUUUUAAGUUCAUCUAUGAGGUCACGAAAAUAUUUCUUUAUUCUGCUGAUGCUAUAGCUGAUAUUGCAUGAUUACUGCCCUCGAUCUCUUCUGUAUUUACUUCCCCUGGACUUAUUUUCCCUGGGUCAGCAGCUGGAGGCUUUUUCUUAUUUCUUUCUCUUGCCAUGUUUCUGGUUUCUUUUAGACAGGUGUAUGGUGAAGGUCUCAGGCCCUUUCCAUAUUUCCAAGGUUUUUCUGAAGCAUGCUGGCUAGAGGAUUGUUGCCCUCUCCAAUUUACUGUUAUCUGAGGUGCAUGCAGGGACGAUGUGGGCUGGCCCCUCUAUGAGCUAGUCAACCAGCGAAUGUUAGUCUGUGCCAUGUGGAUGUCACAGGUUCGGGACAGUUUCGUCCCUGGCUGGGACAUGACCCAGCCCAACUAGAGGUGUGACCCAGUCCAAGCAGGUCCCACAAGUCCUCUUGAGUCCACUGAGGUUCCUGGUUCAGGCCCAUCCUGCCCAACUCCAAUAUGUCAUCCAGCUGGUCAUCCCUUCCAUGGGACCAAAUUCCUAGCACCACAGAUUAAUGCAACUCUCCACAUUGGUUCUGCUCUCCAUUGCACUGCAUCCUCCCGCCAAGAGCCCUGGGCUCACCAACCCACAAUUUCAGUGGCUGUGACUUCAGCAUGACCAUGAAUCAUCCAACUCCAAGGUGCACCCAGCACAGCGUGGGACCAGCCCCAGUGAGCGUCUGGUUCCAGCCUUUCAUCCAUGUUUUCCUUCCUUUUUUUAUUUCUUUUUCCUCAGUUUCUUCCUGGAUUAUGAGAAUCCCUCUCCUUUCUUCUGGUCUUCUCCAUGGUGUUAAAUUCUAGCAUCUUGAAUUGUUUUUCUCAGAGAGGCUCUCUACCCUGCUACCUAUCAAGCCGCUAUGUUCAGACCCUCUAGGCUUUGUUAUUAUAGGCAAAUUAUUUGAGUAGUUUUAGCUUGUCACUGAUCCCUCUACCUUCAGGCUCUUGUAAGUAGUUCUUUCAUAUGAUUCAGAAAUAGCCAACUCCUAAAUACUUGUGCCUUUUGCUUUAGCUGAAAGAAGGUAUGAUUGACUCAGUUCCAGUCCAUCAUCAUUAUUAGAAAAACAACCACUAAACUACAGAGGUUUAGAUUUUUCUUGCCCUGUGUACUUGACAGAACACCUUUUUGACCUCACUUAGUCAAAGGUAGGCCUCCCUUAGAAGACGUCACUUGAGUAAAGACCUGAAGGAGGUAAGAAAGUGAUCCAUUAUCACAGGGGCAUUCCAGAAAAAGACAACAAAUAAGAAGCCUCCACAGUGGAAAUCUGAACCCUCAUACACUGCUGGUGUAAAUGUAAAAUAUUUCAACCAUCAUAAAGUUUGGCAGUUAUUCAAAACGUUAUGUAAAGAAUUACCACGUGACAUUAUAAUUCACUCCUGGGCGUGUAUCCAAAAGAGUUCAAAGCAGAGACCCAUACUUGUACAUGCUUAUAGAAGCACUAUUCAAAAUUGCCAAAAGAUAGCAACAGCUCAAAUGUUAUUCACAGAUAAAGCUUUGAGUAAGUUAUGGUAUGCCUGGUGGAAUAUUGCUUAGCCAUAAAAAGGAAUGGAAUACUGAUAAUACUACAUACAACAUUUGUGGAGUUCUUAAACAUGCUGAGUGAAAGUAAAAGUCACAAAAAGAUAUAUGAUCCCAUUUAUAUGAAAGAUCCAGAAUAGGCUGAUUCUCAGAGAAAAGGCAAAUGAGUUGUUUCUAGUAGCUGUGAGGAGAGGGAAUGGGAUGCAUUCCAAAUGGGUAUGGGAUUUUAUUCUAAAGCAAAAAACUGCUUUGGAACUAGUUACAGAUGGUUGCACAAUAUUGUAAAUGUACUACCAUUAAAUUGUUUAAGAUGAUUAAUUUUAUGUGAAUCUCAUCACUUUUUAAAAAUUUAAACUAGUGAUAUGAAGGAAACAUCCUUAUUCUAAUGAAAAUCUACAGCUAACGUAAGAAAAAGAGGCUCAUGGCUUAAGAAACAAAACUGAUAGGGCUUGUAGUAGAGUUGGGGUGUAGAAGCUGACAGGAGAUUGGGUCUGGGAAGUCAUGUGGACUGUAGUGUACAGGCUUAUGGACAAUGGUAAUGAUUUGGGUUUUAUUCUGUUUUGUUUUGUUUUUUUUACCGGUAACAGGGAUUGAACUCAUGACCACACGCUUGCAAGGGAGGCACUUAUGCCGUUGAGCUAAAUCCCCAGCCCCUGGGUUUUAUUCUGGAAUAAAAAGUCAUUAUAGAUUUGUUUGUUUGUUUGAGACAGAGUUUCACUAUGUAGUACAGGCUGACUUUGAACUUGCUUACGUAGCCAGGACUGAUUUUGAACUCAUGGUGUUCCUCUUGCCUCAGCUUGUGAAUGCUGGGAUUACAGACAUGCACCACCACACCUGGCAUUAAUAGAUUUUGAAUAGAGUUAAUUUAUAAUUUAAUAAAUUCAGGAUUAUUCCACCUGCUGUCUUGAAACAAGCAACCUAGAGCAAAAUCAAGAUAUCACAAGCUUUGUAAUAAUGCAGAUGGGAGAUUGUUAUGGUUUGUGCCUCGGUGUACUCCCCAAAGCCUCAUGCAGUCAUAGAUGAGGCUUUUCAGAAGUGGGGAGAAGCAGGAUGUAUCAUUACUAAAUUAGUUCACUGAUUGGUUCGGCAUAGUUCUGAGUAUGGAUAAUGGGAAGGCCUACCCUGGAUGUGGGUGCUGCCCGCCCUAAAGGCACAUAGCCUGGAUAGACUAUAAGGGACAGAAGGCUGCUGCCUUCACUUGCUGCUUCAUUACUGGCUGCCUUCUACCUGUCCUCCUUUGCUAUGGACUGUUUCUCCUGUGAUGCCCCUCUGCCAUGCCACCCUGCCUUGCAGCCACCCGAUUAUGGACUGAAACCUCUACAAACUGAGCCAACAUAAACCUUUCUUCCUUUAACUUUAGGUGUUGAGUAUUUUGUCUCAUUGAUCAGAAAAGUAAUUUCAGACAAGAGUUGAUGGGUUAGUUUAGGAUAGUGAGAGUAUAAAGGAUAAGAGGCUCAAUUUGGGCUGUGUAUUGGAGGUUGAGCCAAUAGAACGAUUGUUUCAAUGUAAAGUGUGAGAAAAUGUUAAAUGAUAGCAUGGUCACUAGUCUGAGAACUGGAAAGGUGGUGUUGAUACUGAGAUGGAGAAGACUAAAAAAUAGUUUGGGAGGAGAUGAAGACUUUGGAUUUGGGACAUGUUUGAGAUGUCCAUUCAGUAACCAGAUAGGAAUAUCAUAACCAUUCAGAUACAUAAGAACUGAAGGAAGCGCUACAAGCUGUCAAAAUUUAUUUUUUAUGUCAUAAGACUAUGAGAUCACUAAGAGAGAAAGGAUGACGUUCAGACACUUGAGUUCUGGGAUAUUCAGAUGUAAGAGGCUGAUAAAACAAGAACUCAGCAGUGGAGACUGAGAAGUGGCAGUCUCCUGGAAGACUAAGGGAGUAGCUGUGGCCUUGAAACUUCAGGUACCCUAUUUGUAAAAAAAGGUGGAUGCUGACUUGUUCGAGAGUUCUGACAUUUCCUGAUUUUCUUGGCUAUACCUAAAUAUCACUUACAAAUUUUCUUAGGAGAAAAUUCAGAAUGGUAAUGAUUUCUAGUGUAUACAUAUGUGCAUUUAUGUAUAUGUCAAAAUGCACUGUACACUUUAAAUUUAUAAUAUUUAUUUGUUAAUUAUUCCUCAGUAGAGUUGGAAGAAAACCGUGCCAUUUAAGAUUUCAGUAGCAGGGGCGGGGGAUUUAGCUCAGCGGCAUAAGUGCCUUCCUUGCAAGUAUGCGGUCCUGAGUUUGAUCCCUGGUACUGAUAAAAACAAAACAGACCAAAAAAAAAAAAGAUUUCAGUAGCAGAAACAGACUCAACACUGAGAAAAUGGAAUAUCCCGAUUGCUCCCAGACACAGUUAUAAGACUGCAUGCAGUCUUAUAAUAAUGAUACUAUUUUGUUUCUGUAAUAGGAAGUAUCUAGGUCUUGAACUAAUACCCACAAUUUGUAAAUAGGGAACAUAGAGCAGUAGUGUGUGCUUAGUAUUCAGAAGGCUUUGUGUUCAAUUCCCAUUCCCAGUACAAAAAAAAAGACUGAAAAGACAGGCCCCCAUGGUCAAAUAAAUUUAGGGAAUGCUAAACUGAAGCUAAGUAAAGUAAUUAUUUAGUAUAAUGUAUUUUUAUGCUAUAUUCAGUCUAUGAUUCUUUAAGAGAAAUUCAGAGACUUAGGGAAGAUCCUCUCCAAUUGCAACAUUAACCCAUAGAGAAUAUUGAUUUAUAAUAAUCAUUCUAAUCAUAUUUUCUGAAUUUGAAAGUAAGUAGGUGGUGUGUUAAGAUGGCUUUCUAGAUAUUACAUUCACACUCAUCAAUCUGAAAUAUGUAACUGGAGGAUAACAAUAUAAAUUGUCAUAUUUUUAAAUGUUUUCUUGUAAAGAGAAUGAAACCAAAUCAAAACAAUAAAGCCCAUCAAAACAAAACAGUGAAAAUGAUACAGAACUUCAAAACAGGAUAGUAGGAAAUCAACAGUGGUUACCAUAAUGUCUCUUGUUAUCUUCAAAAUUGCUGACUAUACCAUCAGACAUAAUAAAAUUUUUAAAAAACAGAUCAUUAAAGAAAACAAACAACAAUAUUGGAUUCAAAAACAAGACAGAAGGAAAUCUCCCACAGGCGCUAUACUGCAUACUCUUAUCCUCUAAAUAAAUGCUGGGACUACUGGCUUUAGGCCUACAAAGUCAAUUAAACAAUACAAGAAUUGAGAUGGUUUUGUACUUCAGUUGCUAUCAACUCAACCUAUGAUAACUCCGAAUCAGCCGAUUGCUUGGGUUGAGGGCUCUUGUCUCCUAGCCUGUGUGCUGGCCGGCUCAUGGGAAGGGCAAGUUGGCAUCUUGUGUCUCUUCCCAUCCCUGCAUGGCUGCUGCUGGCUCAUGUGAAGGAUAAAUUGGCUUUCUCUUCCUCUUCCCUCCCAUGGUUGCCCCUGGCUCACAGGAAGGGUGAAUUGACUUGUUCCUUUUUCCUGUCCCACAUGGCUGCAUUUUCAUAUUUUUACAAGUUCUAUCAGGAAAAUAUGUCCAUUAUUGUUUGUAAAGAUCUAAAAAAUACAUGACUGAGAGAAACUAAAACAUUUGUCCUAAAGGGCAUAGUCACUUUACAUGAUUUGAAACUCAAGAAGCUUCAGACUAGGCUGGAGUAUAGCUCAGUGGUAGUGUGUGUGUUUGCAAUAUGUGCAAAGCUUUGGAUUCAUUCCCCAGUAUCACAUGUAUAAAAAAGAGCUUCCGACUCUUUUUUUUUUUUUUUUUGUCUUUUUCCUGGUACCGGGGAUCGAACUCACAACUGCCUGCUUGCAAGGCAGGUGCUUAUACUGCUGAGCUAAAUCCCCAGCCCCGAGCUUCAGACUCUUAGGUCUCACUGCUUCUAUAAGUCGUUAAGCUUAGCCUAUUAAUGUAUCCACUUAAGUAAUUUUCUCAGAACUAUUAACUUUUUGACAUAUUUUGUAGAAUUUUUUAUUCUGUAAAGUUUUACUUCCUAUUCAAACAGCUUUGAAAUACCUUUGGAACUAGGAUUCCAAGAUGCAAUACCUGACUAUUGAGUAGAACCUUUCUGUGCCCCCCCCCCCCCGCUUGGUAUCGGGAAUUGAACUUGGGACCUUGCGCUUACCAGGCAGGUGCAUAUUCCCACCUUAAAGGGACAGUGCAGUACAUUGUUUAAGAGUUCAGGCUCAGCCAUGUGUGGUGGCACACACCUGUUAUAAUACUCAAGGGCUAAGGCAGAAGGAUCACCACAAUUUUCAGGCCACUUCAGACUAUGUAGUGAGCUCAAGACCAGCCUGAACAACAUAGCAAGACCCUGUCUCAUAAAAAACAAAGAACACAAGUUGUUAGGUCGAAAUUCCUCCCCUAUGAGUGACUUGCUUGUGAGUCUGGGUUUACGUGAGAAAUGCAAGUAACAGUAUCUACACACAAUGUUAGGGAAUUAGGCAAGAUACUAUAAGUAUAUACCACGUAGAACAGUGAUUAGCAUGGGUCAUCAUUGAAGCACAUAGCAAUAAAUGUAGGCAUGCCAUCAGAUGCCUUUUUCGUUUUAGGUAUCUUUUUUGUUGAAUGUCUUUUCUAUUGCUUUUUGUUUCACAUCUUUUUUUAUUAAGGCACGUUAGCUUUAUAGAUUAAUGGAUUUCUUUUUUUUUUUUUUUUUGUCUUUUUCCUUUUUAUCGGUACCAGGGAUCAAACUCACAACUGCCUGCUUGCAAGGCAGGCGCUUAUGCCGCUGAACUAAAUCUCCAGCCCCAGAUUAAUGGAUUUCAUCUGCCAGAAUUAUGCAUACUUUGAUCAUGUUCAACCCUCACUACCCCUUUGUCCUACCUUUCCCCUUGGUUUCAUAUUUUUUGGAUGUCCAUGUCAGUAUAUCUUGGUCAUCUCCACUCCCCUCUUACCUACCCUUAUGCCUCUUCCACUUGCCCUUUAUUCCCCUUCCUAUUGUUUAUUAAUAGUCUCCAUUCUACUUUCUUGGCAUCUUUUUAGAUUCCACACAUUAGAGCAUGCAAUAUUUGUCUUUUUGUGUCUGGCUUAUUUUGCUCAACAAUAGUGAUCUCCAGAUCUGCCCAUUUUCCUGCAAAUAACAAAUUUUGUUCUCUCAAUAGAUGACUAAUACUUUGUUGUUUAUAUAUAUUUUUUCAUUUGUCUGUUGACAGGUCUUAGACUGGUUUCCUUUAUUGUUGUGAAUUGUACCACAAUAAACAUGGGUAUGCGAGUAUCUGUAUACUAUGCUGAGUUUAAUUUCUUUGGGUAUAUACUAAGGAGUAGUAUAGCUGGAUGAAAUGGUAGUUCUGUUUUGAGUUUUUUGAGAAAUCUCUGUGUGGGCUAUACUAAUUUACAUUCCCUCCAGCAAUGUAGAAGGGUACAUUUUCCUUUAAAUCUUCAACAGCAUUUUUUUAAGGCAAGGUCUUGCUAUGUAGCCAGCCUGGCCUAGAAUUCACAGUAAUCCUCCUGCCUCAGCCUCCCAAGUGCUAGGACUUGUUCUUGUUUGUUCAUUUGUUUUCUUGUGUGUGUAUUCUUGAAGAUAGCCAUUGUGACUGGACUGAGAUGCAAUUUCAAUGUAGUUUUGAUUUGCAUUUCCCUAACAGCUAAAGAUGUUGACCAUGUUUUCAUAUGUGUACUUAUUGGUUAUUUAUAAGAGAAGUAUCUGUUCAAUUGCCAUUAGAUUUUUGAUGUUUCAAGGUCACUAGACUUGGUUGCUGUCAUUUUUGAUUUUUUAAACAGAAUCUUGCUAUGUAGUCCAGAUUGGCCUCAAACUCACAAUCCUCUAUCCUCAGCCUCUUGAGUUCUGAGAAUAUAGAUAUGCAUCAUCAAACCCAACUUAGACUUGUAGUUUUAGAGAAUGUCUAUUGCACCUAUGUAAAUUUUAGUCAUACCUUUUGUAAAUAGUGUUGGGUAUUUCCCUAAAUUAUAUAGCGUUAUAUUUAACUAUUCCCAUGUUUUACCUCAUAUUCAUACUUCUUUGAUCUUUCUUUUUGUGUGUGUGCCAGAGAUUGAACGCAUGACCUUGCACUUUCCAGGAAAGUGCUUAUGUCACUGAACUAAAUCCCCAGCCCAUACAUCUUUGAUCUUAAGAUUCCUUUGAAUAUUUAAGUUCUUGUCAUUUUGACCACCUAGAAGAGUUUCGUGCCAUCAACAAACUCGAAGAGGCUAUUAUGUAUCUCUCUUGCUGUUUUUAAUUCACACUGAAAGAUAAUGGUUUAUGUACACCACUGUGAUAUAUGGUAUUGUAAAGAGAAUAUAGUCUUCAAAUGAAAGUCCUAGGUUUAAAUCUUGGUCCUGUGUCUAACUAACUGUGCCACCUUGAAAAUUAUCUGGACUUGUCUACUAUUAGCUUUCUCAUCAGUGAAGUUAUCAUUCUUGGUAAUUCCCUUGCAAGUUGGCGAUAAGGAAUGUAUGUGUGUGUAUAUAAAUUUGACACUGGCACGACAAAAAGUUGACAAUAAAUGAUGCCGCUGUUACUGUUAC